UUUUGUACUGUUGGACAAUGUGUUGUAACCUUAAACCCGGCAAAUGAAAACAAAUUAUUUAUAUAUUUUUCAAAUAGAUAUUAUUAAAUUUUUUGUUAAUUAAAAUUUAAAAAUUAUUAAUAAAUAUAAUGGCGAGUGAUGCACCAUUAUCAUGUGGUCUUGAGUACACCUCUGCAGCUUGGGAUUUAUCUGAAUGUUUGAAAAAUGCUAGAAGAGCUAGAUAUGGAUUUAUUAUUGUACCAUUGGUUCAUCCAAGUUAUAAACAAGAAUUUAUAUCUGGUGCUGCAUUAGCAAGAAGUGAAUCAGAAGCAUUUACAAGACCUGAUAUGAUACUAAUGAAUUCAGAAUGGUCAACAAUGAUUGUUGGUAGUUUUUCUUACUAUGAAGAAGUUGAUUCAAAAAUUCCAUAUGUCAGAACAAAUAGUGAAAAAGCAUUGUUACAAGAAAUAUCAUUGGCAUCACAUCUUAAUAUUCCAGCAGUGACAUUUAAAUUGACAUCUGGUUUAAGUGAAAAAAGUAAUCUUGCACGUAUUGUAUUUAAUAAACUUGUAACACCAACAUCAUUACAAUUCUGGAUACAAAUAGACAUGACAAAUCCUAAAAAACAAGCAAUGUCAUAUCGUACAAAUGACAUUGAUGAACAAUCAAUUCAAUGUCCAUGGGAAUGGUGGAAUGAAUUUCGUAGUUUUUGUGAUUUUGAUAAAAAACUUGGUGUAUCACUUGUUGUCAGUAAAGACAUACCAGAUGAUCAAGAAAUAAUGAGAUGGCUUGGUGAACCAAUUAAAACACUUGUAUUUCCAGCAAGCGUAUUUUUAUCAAAUAAAAAAGGUUAUCCAGUGCUAAGUAAAGCACAUCAAGAAUUAGUUAAUAAAUUUUUAUCAAUGAAUAUACAAAUGGUUGUAACUGGUGUUGAUGGUUCUGAACAUAUUGCACAUUAUUAUACAUAUCUUGAUCAAUUAUGGAAACGUGGAUUAUCAGAAUUUGGACCACGUGAACGUUUUGGUCGUGGCUAUGAGGAUUAUUUACAAUUUCCACUUCAACCAUUGAUGGAUAAUCUUGAAUCUGGUACAUAUGAAGUAUUUGAAAAAGAUCCAGUUAAAUAUACACAAUAUCAAACAGCAAUAUUAAAAGCACUAAUUAAAAAACGUGAAGAAUUUAAUAGUGUAUUUUCAACAAAUCCAAUUGUAAUAACAGUUGUUGGUGCUGGUAGAGGACCACUUGUACGUGCAGCAUUAAAUGCUGCUGAUAUUGCUGCUUGUAAAGUUAAAGUAUUUGCUGUUGAAAAAAAUCCAAAUGCUGUAUUAACAUUACGUGCAUUAAAAAAUGAUGUAUUUGAUGAACGUGUUACAAUUGUAUCAUGUGAUAUGAGAGAUUGGAAAGCACCAGAAAAUGCUGAUAUAUUAGUAUCUGAAUUACUUGGUUCAUUUGGUGAUAAUGAAUUAUCACCAGAGUGUCUUGAUGGUGCACAAAAUUAUUUAAAACCAAAUGGUAUUAGUAUACCACAAUCUUAUACAUCAUAUAUUGCUCCAGUACAAUCAUCAAAACUUUAUAAUGAAUUACGUUCAUGUCAAGAUAAAGAUAAAUCACCAAUUUCACAUUUUGAAACUCCAUAUGUUGUUUAUUUACAAAAUAAAUAUGACAUUGGUUCACCACAAGCAUUGUUUACAUUCCAACAUCCAAAUAGAGAUGAAGUCAUUGAUAAUUCAAGAUAUGGACAAAAAACAUUUAACGUUCAACAAAAAGCUGUUUUACAUGGUUUUUCUGGCUACUUUGAUGUUGUAUUAUUUGAAGAUGUUACUAUCAGUAUUGUACCACAAACUCAUAGCAAUGGAAUGUUUAGUUGGUUCCCAAUAUUUUUUCCUCUCAAGGAACCAGUACAUGUCAAUCAGGGUGAUACUAUUGAAGUACAUUUUUGGCGUCGAUGCAGUCCAAAAAAUGUUUGGUAUGAAUGGUCAAUUUCAAAACCAAGACCACUUACCAUUCACAAUCCAAAUGGUCGUUCAUACACUAUGGGCCUUUAAUUAAUUCAAUUAACAUGAUUUUUUUUUUUUUUUUUUAAAUCUACAAAUAGUUCAAUAUAUAUUUUUUUUCUACAGCAAAUUAAUAAAUUAAUCAAAUGUCAUUUAUAUUACAUUGUUGUCUAAGAAAGGAAAAAAAAUAUAUAAAAGUAUACACAUCA
Molecule: messenger RNA, 2179 nt
Organism: Aphidius gifuensis
Lineage: Eukaryota; Metazoa; Arthropoda; Insecta; Hymenoptera; Braconidae
Product: protein arginine N-methyltransferase 5-like
Exons: 4
Coding region: 129-2021 (630 amino acids)
Biological process (GO): peptidyl-arginine N-methylation; regulation of DNA-templated transcription
Cellular component (GO): nucleus; cytosol
Source: RefSeq, a predicted model, not a curated record